AUGGAAGACGACGACAUGGAUGGAUCGGUUGAUGGAGCCAUGUCCAAGCGUGCGUGCGAUAGUUGCCGUACGCGCAAGAUACGUUGCGAUAGAGGCGUGCCAUGUUCCAAUUGCAAGGCAAGCAAAUUGACUUGCAAAACAACUCCUCCCCAACAGAAAGCGCAACGACAAAGGGUCCACAUCUCUGAAGAAUACGAGAAGAAGAUUGAUCGGAUCGAGGACCGCUUAGCGAGUAUCGAAAACGUUCUUGCCAGCCUCGCAACGAAGCUCGGUAAUCUAGACCUUCAAAAAGAUUCCCAUGAAACCAGCAGCCAGUCGCGGUCGAGUAGGGUCGGUCCUUCCAGAAGUCCUGGAAGUUGUCUCGUGGAUGCCCCUACACCUGCGCCAUUCGAAGGCGAGAGCUCUAUCAACAGCCAGUCUGAUUAUGCUCGAGCGAUGUUGGCGCAAGCGAUUGGGAGCACGUCCUCUAUCGGCCAGAAUGAAGAAGUCAAAAUGGCGCUCACUGCUCUUGCGGAGAUGGUUUCCCAGCAGGGUCAAAAUAAUGCGUCUUCCAACCCCUUGAUCAACCACGCUCUUGCCGACAUUGACCCAGCCAAUCUAGAGCGUCCGCCGUGGGAUACAGUGUGCUAUGCUUUGGAAAAGGCUAGCGAAUAUCCAACUAUGGCCUUCGCGGUGGUGUUUCCAUUCUUGAGGAUGGCUAACCUCAAGGACAUCUUCUACGAAGCGUAUCAUAGCCCAGAAACCUGUAGCGCUGCUCGACGUGUGCUCACUUUCGGUGUUUUGGAAAAUGUAUUCAACGAAUUCCGCGUCUUUCCACUAGCCGGCAUGGACACUGCCAACUAUUACAUAUAUGCGACCAUCUGUAGGAGGCAGACAGAAGUGGCAUUGUCACAAUUGACUAUAUGCUUGCCAGCGAGCUAUGAGAAUAUCAUGGCCUUGGUACUUGGCGCAGCACAAGCGGUUGAGAUGUGCAAACCAUCCCUAUGUUGGACGAUGAUAUCGAGUGCAGCAGGCUUGUGUCAGAGCUUGGGUUAUCACCGCAUCAAUACCAUGGUCAACGACAAUCCUGAAGACCGACAGACGAAGAUCCAUGUUUUUUGGAUGAUAUAUAUGUUCGACAAAACCCUUUCGCUACGCCUGGGUCGCUCAAGUAUCCUCCAGGACUGGGACAUUUCGCUGCCAUUCGUUGUAUCGAGCGACCCCAACGACAAAAAUCCGGAAUCAAGCGCCAUGCUUUCGUACUGGAUCAAGGUCGCGCGAGUUCAGGGCCUGACCUACGAGAAAUUGUUCUGCCCUGCUGCCUUCUUGAAGACCACUGAAGAACGCACGCGCAUUGCCAUCGAGCUUGUCAAUGCUCUCAACCAAGCUUGGUACGAACGGGGAGAUGCUUCACUUGUAGAUUUCGUACAGUCAGGUAGUACAUUCAAUCUUGCUUCGCAACGGCCGAGCAUGAUAGGCCACACCCCAAAUGAGACACCACUCCCGUCUCAAUACAAGCGUUAUGUACACAAGUCACCUACCAUGGGACGUGAGCCAGGUAUCAGCGAGUAUAUCCAAGGCAAGUUUUACCAAAUCUGA
This is a messenger RNA of Alternaria atra, 1578 nucleotides long. RefSeq lists its product as uncharacterized. Gene Ontology annotation, biological process: DNA-templated transcription; regulation of DNA-templated transcription. The record is from RefSeq and is a predicted model, not a curated record. The transcript has 6 exons. Gene Ontology annotation, molecular function: zinc ion binding; DNA-binding transcription factor activity, RNA polymerase II-specific; DNA binding. Bases 1 to 1578 code for a protein of 525 amino acids. NCBI's taxonomy places the organism in Eukaryota, Fungi, Ascomycota, Dothideomycetes, Pleosporales, Pleosporaceae.